GCAGCGGAGGCGGAGGUCGGCUAACCCGCACAGAGCUCCGACAGGACGGCCGAGUCUGCUUCACCCAGCCGCUGAGCACACCCAGAGCCCCGGCUGCCGCUGCUGCCGCUCCCCGCAGAGAGCAACGAAGCUCCGGCAGGAAAACAUGGACGGACAAAUGGACGAGAUCAGCGAGAAGCUGCAGAGGGCGGUGUCCAUGGAGACGGACGACAGGAUGGACACCUACCACAGACACAUUAAAGAUGGUAAAGAUGUCGCCAGACAAGGAGACAUAUCCAAAGCGUUGGAGUUCUUCAAGUUGGCUUACAACAUUCACCCAAGUGAGAAACUUAAAAACCGAAUAAUGAAAAUUGAAGAGCUCCUGGCACAGCAGGGCUCCGAGAGCGAGGAUGAAGAGUUUGUGAAUGUCAACAACAGCGGUUUAAUGCUUUUCAAAGAUUUAUAUGACAAGCUGUACGACCACCAGAGAGAGGGAGUGGCCUUCCUCUACAGCCUGUACAGAGAUGGCCGUAAGGGGGGCAUCCUGGCAGAUGACAUGGGCCUGGGUAAGACCAUCCAGGUCAUCUCCUUCCUCUCUGGCAUGUAUGAUGCCGAGCUGGUUAAGCACACUCUUCUUGUCAUGCCAACAUCACUCAUCAAAAACUGGACCAAAGAGUUUGCCAAGUGGACUCCUGGCAUGAGGGUUAAGGAGUUUCAUGGCACCAGCAAAGCAGAGCGGACAAGGAAUUUGGAAAAAAUUCAGAGAAGAGGUGGCGUGCUCAUCACAACGUACCAAAUGCUCAUCAACAACUGGCAGGUUGUGGCAUCUUACCAUGGCCGAGAGUUUAAAUGGGACUACAUGAUCCUGGACGAAGCACACAAGAUAAAAACCACAUCCACGAAAACAGCCAAAAGUGCAUAUGCUGUACCCACUAAAAACAGGGUUCUUCUAACAGGCACUCCGGUGCAGAACAACCUGAGAGAAAUGUGGGCUCUCUUUGACUUUGCUUGCCAAGGAACUCUCCUUGGUACAUCUAAAACGUUCAAGGCUGAGUAUGAGAACCCCAUCACACGCGCCAGAGAGAAGGAUGCCACCCCUGGGGAAAAGGCUCUUGGGUGCAAAAUGUCUGAAAACCUGAUGGCCACUAUAAAUCCAUACUUCCUCCGCCGGACAAAAGCGGAUGUGCAGCACAACCAAGACUACCCACAGUUAGAAAGUAAGGACAACUCUGCCCCAAAUCAUGAAAAAGAUGCUGGAGCAGUCAUGCCAACGCUAACAAGGAAGAAUGACUUGAUUGUCUGGACGUUCCUGAGCGCAGUUCAGGAAGACAUAUACAGGCAGUUUCUUUCACUGGACCAUAUCAAGGAGCUGCUGAUGACCACCAGGUCGCCUCUUGCUGAGCUUAACAUCCUAAAGAAACUGUGUGACCACCCAAGGAUGCUUUCUGCUGUGGCCAUAGCUCAGCUGGGCCUGGAGGAAAGUGUAGCUGAAAGCCAGCAGGGCGAAGACUACAACUCGGCCACUAACAGCAUUGCCGGUGUUUCAGAUGAAACACUGAUAUCAGAGUCCGGGAAACUGGUGUUUCUGAUCGCGCUUCUUGAGAGGCUCAGGGAAGAAGGUCACCGCACUCUUGUCUUUGCUCACUUCAGGAAGGUGCUUGACAUCAUAGAACGGGUUCUGGUAAACAGAGGGUUUAAGAUAGUGAGACUGGAUGGUACAAUAACUCAACUUGCCGAAAGAGAGAAGCGCAUUGCACUGUUUCAGACAGACGAGCGGUAUUCUGUCUUCCUCCUGACUACCCAGGUAGGCGGAGUCGGCAUCACCCUGACAGCAGCAAAUCGAGUUGUAAUCUAUGACCCCAGUUGGAACCCAGCCACAGAUGCACAGGCUGUUGACCGGGCGUACCGCAUUGGCCAGACUGAGAACGUGGUCAUAUACAGGCUGAUCACGUGCGGUACGGUGGAAGAAAAGAUCUAUAGACGACAGAUAUUUAAAGAUUCACUGAUCAGACAGACCACUGGAGACAAGAAAAAUCCAUUUCGCUACUUCAGUAAGCAGGAGCUGAAGGAGCUGUUCACACUGGAGGACGCACGCUCCUCAACCACCCAGAUGCAGCUCCAGUCUAUGCACUCCAGGCACCGACGGACAGACCCUGAGCUGGACGAACACAUCGCCCACCUUCACACCAUGGAGAUGUUUGGGAUCUCUGACCACGACCUCAUGUUCUCCCUCGACGUCAACAAUGAUGAGGGCCUCAAGGACGAGGAGGAGCACCAGUACAUCAAUCAGAGGGUCCAGAAGGCUCAGGAGCUGGUGAAGGCAGAGUCAGAGAUUCAGAUGCAGCUGGCAGAGAGCAUGGCAGACAGCACAGAACCAGCCUGGCUCAGACAGCCAGUUCAACACAACAGGGAGAGAUCAAAUGAGAAGAAACCAAAAAAUUCAAGGCCCAGUCCUCCUUUUCCACAAAAAGAUGACAAUUUCAACAGGUCUCCGGUUCUGGUAGAGCUUGACCAGUCUGGCUCUGGUGAGGAGCCUGGUCAACAAAAUCAAAGUAACAUGGUGAUUGAUCUAACUGUAAAUGACAGUAUGACAGAAGAACAGCACACUCCAGAAGUUAGCCAGGAGCUCGCAGAGCUGGAUUCUCCCAAACAGCAUUCUUUCAAGAAGGAGCAGAGUGACUUCAAAGAAGCAGAUACUUCCGUUUUGGAGGUGAUAAAUGAGUCACUGAAAAUGAGUGAUGCUGAUGGUGAUGCUGGUGCAGCAGGUGACGCCAGUCUGGAAUACAUUGAAUCCAUAGUUGAAGAAGAUGAACAACAGCAAAAUGGGACUUCCCACUCAAAUCACACUGAUUCAAAAACUCAAGAAUUUGCUGUGGAGGAGUUGCAGCCACAUGGCACACCGCUGCUGAACAAGAGACUUUCUGUCUUACAGAUGUCCAAUGCAAGCUUAAAUGCAGACGCAUCGAAAGGCAGUGUAGGGUUUGAGUCCCUUGAGGGCAACUUCAACUUACAGCUGGAGGACAGCGACAUGUUCCCAGACAUGGAGGAGGAGGAAACAGACGCCCAAGAGAGGAAGCUGCUGUCACAGCUACAGAUGGAAGGCAGCUUUAAUGUGGAUAAAUCCUUGUGUGAGCGAGGAGAUGAACAAGAGGCUGAGGAAAGCAUCAACGGCUUCCCUGUCUCCAAACUGAACGGGUCUGCUGACAACUCAAUCAUCAUAGCAAACAAGAAGAAAAGAACAGCAGUGAUUUAUGACAGUGAUGAGGAAGAGGAGGAUGAUGAGCAGAUGCCAGUGAGGAGCAAUUUUGAUGAGUCUCUCCAGGCAUUGGGCGCCUCCACACCGAAAUCUGUUCGAUCUGGAUCCACUCCACCUGCCAGGUCACGAAAGAGUGUUGGAGGAAACACCUCUGUGGCCUCACGGCGCUCGCUUGUCCAAUCCAUAAUUGAGGAAGUAGAGAACGUUGCCGAAGGCCAAACUGAUGACGAUGAUGGUACUGAUGAUUACGGCGAGGACGACUACGACGAACAUGUUUCAGAGGGGCAUUCUGAUGCCUCUGAAGAAGCUUUGUCUCAUGAGCUUGAGCUGGAGGAGACCAAUGGAGAGACACUAAACACAGAGGAUGAAGAGGAGGGAGAAGACAAUGGCGAGGCAUACGAGUCAGCACUGGACACUGUUGAUGAUACCUCUGGAGAGGAAAUGGCUAGUAACCCGGAGGAAUCGACCAGCGACCCAGAGCUCGCUUCUAAUGAGAGAAUGGACCAGUGUGUCGCUGACCCGGCUGUUCUGUCGGGCGCAGCGGUGACGGCGGUCCUUGCUGACGACCGAACUCCUGAGUCGGAGGCCGGGAGCUACGACUUCCUGGUCCAGAGAGGGAAACAGUGCUACAGCGAGGGGAAGCUGGAUGACGCACUGAACUUCUUCUUGAGAGCCAUUGACAUUCAACCUGGUGAUCCUGAAAUUCAGUUUAUGACAAUACAACUGUACCGCAAGCUGAGUCCAGGAACUAGGAACUGAGCACAUAAUGCUCAUAAUGGGACCAAGGUUAGAAAUGAACACCUGCAGAAUUCUAAAGACUGGUAAAAUUAGUCAACAACAGCCAGCAGGCAAAUGUAUUGAAACAGUAACACCUGUCAAACGCCUCAGUUUUCUACAGACGUUAAUCUUCACCUUUUCUCAAACCUGAUGAUGUUUUGUAGGAUGAAUUCUGCUGACUUCAUUGUAUGAGUCAGUUCAACAUACAUGGAAAUAGUUAUGGGGUAUAUUUCUACAUUUAAUGUAUAGAUCCUUUUCUUAAAGCCUAACCUGUCCUGUUUGUGUGUGUGAGUCCACAUGGAGCUGAAAUCUCCUCAGUAGCUGCUCUGGGCUGCUCAUCCACAACACUGUGUUUGUAUCUGUCCAUUCACUUCCAUAGCAGAACAGCUCACAUGCACAAUAAAACAACAGUUAGUUAUUUGUCAAAGUACAAACAGGUUGUUUCCUCCUGACCUUGUUGUUCAGUUCUGAAGUUGCAGUUCCUGACUUGUCGGUUCUGUCUUAAAAUAGGAAAAUAACAAAAAAACAAAACAAAAAAAUUCUUCUUUAAAAAAAAAAAAAAAAAGCACAUGGACUUUUUUGUGGUUAUAGUGUGAUUCCCAGUUAAGUUGCACAUGCACCACUUUGACAUACAUUUGUGUAAUAUAUUUGUAUGUUCCAGACAGGUGAAAGUCUUAAGCCUGUUGGUCAGUUUAAACACACCUGUAAUGUGUGUGUGUGUGUGUGUGUGUGUGUGUGUGUGUGUGUGUGUGUGUGUGUGUGUGUGUGUGUGUGUGUGUGUGUGUGUGUGUG
Myripristis murdjan (pinecone soldierfish) is the source of this 4804-nucleotide messenger RNA. It is a transcript of the gene ercc6l, whose product is annotated as excision repair cross-complementation group 6-like. The transcript is spliced from 3 exons. Bases 146 to 3994 code for a protein of 1282 amino acids. Gene Ontology annotation, molecular function: protein binding; DNA translocase activity; ATP binding. The record is from RefSeq and is a predicted model, not a curated record. NCBI's taxonomy places the organism in Eukaryota, Metazoa, Chordata, Actinopteri, Holocentriformes, Holocentridae.